Messenger RNA from Carcharodon carcharias (great white shark), 2006 nucleotides. Its product is annotated as UPF0472 protein C16orf72 homolog. NCBI's taxonomy places the organism in Eukaryota, Metazoa, Chordata, Chondrichthyes, Lamniformes, Lamnidae. The transcript is spliced from 4 exons. The record is from RefSeq and is a predicted model, not a curated record. Bases 95 to 916 code for a protein of 273 amino acids.
CCGGGUGGCCCCGCGCAGACGCAGUGCGCCACCGGCGGGUGGUUUGCGGCUGUGCCGGGCAGCCGGCGGUGGGGUGGCUACACCUGGGCCGCGGAUGGAGGAGGCCAAGGCUCCCAGUGAUUCAGUGAUGGCGGGUCACGGCCCUGAAAACUGGUUGUCCGGCUGGGAGCGGCAGUGCCUGGAAGAGGACGAGCGGCAGGCCGGGCCCGGGGCGGCGGCGGAGAGCGGGGCCGGUGGCACUGAGUCCGAGGCCCAGAGACAGCGGUUGUGGCUCUGCUUCCAGAACUCGGCCACUGCCAUCGCCCAGCUCUACAAAGAUCGUGUAUAUGAGCAGCAGCUGGGCAUUCAGAGCCUGUGGAAGCCAUUCCAGGCAGCAGCUACUUCUGUUACUUGUCUGUAUAAAGAUGGGCUUGAAGCCUACAGAGCGAGCUUGGAUUUGGGCGUGCAGGCAGGCUAUCAGAGGAGAAACAAGGAAAUGCUGGCUUGGGUGAAAAAGAGGAGGCACAUCAUCCACCGAGAGGACUUGCUCAGCUUCCUGUGUAGGAAGUCGCCACCCUUGAGAAACAGCAGAUUGGCACCUCGGCUAAACAUACCCUCAUCAGUGUUGGCACAGGAAGAUUCAAACAGGACUACUGAGGGUGACCUGCAGGCUUUUACUGAUGCCAUUGCUGUGCAUGGCCUCAGUGGUGCCAUGGCGAACGUCAGCAUGCGCUCAGGAACACCUGGGUCCCCGACGCACGCAGGCAGCAACUCUGCCUCGGUGCGCAGGCGUGGCAGCCUGCAGGACGUGGACUUAAAUAGCUUUAUAGCCGAAGAGAUGGCCCGCCACUUGGACAGCUCGAGGAAGAGGGCUCCAGCCCAAUGUAACGACGUCAUCACUGAGUCACCCAGUCACAAGCGAAGCCGAAUGCUAUGAAUGGAUGAAGAGCAAGUUCCUGAACGGCUGGAGGUAAUCCUGCACGUCAGGCAACCGGGCGGUUGAAGCAGGGAAUAGUAGGAACCAAAAAAACACAAGUAAACCUUUGGCCAAACUUUGGAACAAAUGUUUAUUAAAUAAAAGUGUAUUGUGAUUACUUCAAUUUUGCGACACAUCCAUACUUGAAAAUGCAAUAUCAAAGUGGGUUUUUAAAGGGCAUUAUGAAGAUUUUGGUCUAAGUAUUGCCUGCAAACUGCAUUACAUGGCUCAGUUAUGUAUUUUUCAUUUUCUUUUUGUAAUUUUCCUUUGGCACUUUAUUUAACAGUAAUUUUGAGAAUUGUUUAUAACAACCUGGCUUGCAGUUACUUGACCCUGUGUGGCUCCUGGUGCCUAUGUACCAGGCUGUGUGCCAUCCUUCCCUUCCUGAUCUUAUUGUCACUUGUUGGUCUAUUGUUGAACACAGGGUAUUUGGCUCUUAAAAGCAUGAAGGUGAAUAUUUCUCAGAAGUUCAGUUAUUGUCAGUGACCCAGAACAAUUGGGGCAUUUGCGCUAGGGGUACUCAAUCCUCCUCUGGCAUCCCAAUGUGCUCUGAAAUGGGAGAUUUGCAAAGUUGUUGCCAGUACACCACCGAACACGGGAGUGACAGGAACCAGGGUGUAGGAUGUUUGUCCUCUACAUCCACAGAAAAAUGGGCUUAAUGUGCAUGAAAGCUAGCUGUGAACUGAUAAUUUCCUAAGACUGUCCACUGACAUGUCUGUAAAGGGAUUGCUGCAUUCUGUGCGUGCUGUUUCUAGAGUCCCUCAGUGUCUUCAUUUAAAACCAGAUUACCUUGACCUUGCACCUCAAAGGCUAAACAAUGUUUUCAAAGUCUUUAAGGUUACAGAAUGCAUUACUGUGAAGUAAUGUGACUCAGAGAAAGCUGUGCGUGAAUGCUUCAUUGCUGACCAUUGUAUUGUCCUGGUCACGGAGAGUCAAGUAAUUGUAAAAAGGUUUAAAAUGUUAAUCAUACCUGUUUGAAUUGUGCAAAACUUUGAAUUGCAAUGUUCUGGCUAAUCACAGUUGUGAAUCCAAUAAAUACUGAAGCAUCAAA